Molecule: messenger RNA, 1865 nt
Organism: Polyodon spathula (Mississippi paddlefish)
Lineage: Eukaryota; Metazoa; Chordata; Actinopteri; Acipenseriformes; Polyodontidae
Product: F-box only protein 4-like
Exons: 8
Coding region: 245-1387 (380 amino acids)
Biological process (GO): SCF-dependent proteasomal ubiquitin-dependent protein catabolic process; protein polyubiquitination
Cellular component (GO): SCF ubiquitin ligase complex
Molecular function (GO): protein binding
Source: RefSeq, a predicted model, not a curated record
UUCUUUAACUGCGGUUACGUGGAACUUGGAAAUCUGGCAGUUUCUAGAACUGUGUCCACUGAGCCACAACGGUUUUUUAUCCUUACAUUUUAAAAUAAACGCAGACAGCUGUAUUGCGCUUUUCUGUGAAGCUCGGUAUUUCUUUUUUUUUCUAAUUUGAUCAACCAAAACUGUUUAUAUACCUGCUUUAACUGAGUUUGGUUUAAAUCGCUGUAGGUGUCGUAGGAUAACCAGUCGAGCGCUGAUGGCUGAUGAGAGUGAGUGGAGCCGUUUGGAGUCGGCAGUUAUCAAGAGUUUAAGACACUUAAGAGACAGGUAUUUACAAAGUUUGAGAAAUGGUAGGGAAAAGCAGGAACUGCAAGAAGCUCACAUCGUGGAAGCAACCACCAGGGUUAACAUUUUACAACGUUUACCUGUGGAUAUGCAGUUUUAUAUCAUGUCGUUCCUCUCCCCUCAAGAUCUGUGUCAGUUGGGGAGCACAUGUCAAUACUGGCACACUGUUGUCCGUGACCCUGUGUUGUGGAGGUAUUUUCUACUAAGGGACCUCCCCUCUUGGUCUUUCAUCGACCAUAACUCAAUGCCAGACGUGGAGAAAAUAAGCAAACCAUUAGGUGGAUUAGAUGACGACACAAUGCAUGACUACAUGCAAGAAUAUUUAAAGAGUUGCCCUGGGUGCAGAAGACGCUUGAAACCUUACAGGCGAGGGUAUGCUGCUGUUACUUCGUUCUUACAUUCCUUGGUGAUAAACACAGAGCCCCGGUUGGCUAUGUUUGGACCAGGCUUGGAACAACUGGAGGUUUCCUUGGUGAGGAAAAUGAUGCAUUCACCGGAUGUGAUACCUGUUGCAGGCUUUCCGCAGAGGCAAAUCAAUGGCAUUGGGUCAGGAAUCAGCUUCAUGUUAAAUAACAAGCAGAGAUUUAAUAUUUUAACACUGUACUCAACUACCAGCAAGGAAAGAGAGAGGGCUCGGGUGGAACAGAACAAUGCCCCAAAUAAAAUGUUCCUGCAGGAGGGUGAUGUUGCAGCAGAGUGCCCCACAAUGAGCUACAGGAUCAUCCCGCAGGUCCAGGAAGUCUGCAGGGUAGUGGAUGGGUUCAUUUACGUGGCUAAUGCUGAAGCUGGCAGGAGUCAUGAACGUGAAGAGGAAUUUGCACAGAUCCAGGCAAUGACUGCCUCUGACUUGGGCUCUUCAAACCGCCCUGUGCUGGUGUUGUCCUGCGUUUCAAGGGCAGGAACCCGCAGAAUUCCAUGUGUUUAUAUGGCACACGAGUUGCACUUAAAUCGAUUGCCCAGGCCUUGGUUGGUUCAGGACGCUGAAGCAGAAACGCUAAAUGGACUUUUAAAUGGAAUUGAAUGGAUUUUGGAAGAAUCUGGAAUAAAUGUAUAAAAACAAUGAAGGCUUCUAAGAGGAACACAACGCAUACCUUGUUUAACAAUUAAAUUUGUAUAGAGUUUAUUUAGUAUAAGCCAAUGUUUGCCCAGGUCACCUAGAAUCAUGACAAGCGAAUAGAAAUUCUAGAUUCUCUGGUCACAACAGGGGCUACAUUGCACUGUUAAGUUUGUCUAAUCUAUAUUCUACUUGCAACGCCAUCUGGUGGAGGACAUGCAAAAGUGGAGAGAAAGAAAUACAGGUGGCCUGUAGCUUUCAGAAUUGUAAUCUUUUCAGUUAUUUUGAAUUAUAGUGUACUUUUCUAUAAUUGUGUAUAAUUUGUUAUGUAAUACAGAUACUGUAGUUUUCUCAUUUAAAUAUAUUCAAUAAUGUGUUUUUUCUGUUAAGUGUCAAGUGGAAAAUAUGUUAUAUACAGUGCCUUGCAAAAGUAUUCAGACCCCUGACCAAUUCUCUCAUAUUACCGAAUUACAAAUGG